AUGGAAUCAUUUGUAUAGCGUUUAUUAAUUUAUUCAAUGUUUAUAAACCCUGUUAACUCAAUGUUCUUCUGCUUACCAUAUUUUUAUUCUUUUCAGUUGCCUUAGCCCUUAGUUAAGGAGGAGGCUUCAGAUACUGAGAAAGAAUAAACCGUAGAAAAUAUUCAAGAACAAACGAAUGCAAGCGGAAUAGUGCGAGGAAAAGGAUAGUUAUGGUCUAAAGAGGAGGUGGACAACCUAGUAAAAUACUAUAAGUAGUAUCAUGGGGAUUGGAAAAAGGUCAUAAAACACUUGAAAGGAAGAAACAUUUCCCAGUGCUCAUAGAAGUUUCGAAAGCUUUAAGAUUAAGAUAAAAGAACAAAGAGUAAAUGGUCGAGUCUGGAGGAUAAAAUACUGUUGGAAGGUUACGAGUAGUUUGGAAGACAAUGGAUUAAGAUAGCUGAAAAACUUCCGGGAAGGACAUCCAAGCAAGUCAGAGAUAGAUAUGUAAAUCAAAUAAACCCAAUACUCAAUCAUAAGGAGUGGAGCGAAGGAGAGGACUAAAUAAUAAUGAAGGAAUUUUAGCAGAAUGGACCUCAUUGGGCUUAGAUAGCCAAGCAGCUGAACAACAGAUCUGAAAAUUAAGUCAAAAAUCGUUUCUAUUAUACUAUACACAAAAAGUAUAAUGGAGAGCUACAUCCAUAUUUGAAAAUUCAGAACUGAUUCUCCUAAUUUUCACUCUAUUUUAAUAUAAUACAUAUUU
Molecule: messenger RNA, 739 nt
Organism: Paramecium tetraurelia
Lineage: Eukaryota; Ciliophora; Oligohymenophorea; Peniculida; Parameciidae
Exons: 3
Source: RefSeq, a predicted model, not a curated record